Eupeodes corollae is the source of this 1379-nucleotide messenger RNA. RefSeq names its product putative nuclease HARBI1. Bases 97 to 1260 code for a protein of 387 amino acids. The transcript is spliced from 3 exons. The record is from RefSeq and is a predicted model, not a curated record. Lineage: Eukaryota; Metazoa; Arthropoda; Insecta; Diptera; Syrphidae.
UUGAUUUCUUUUCGUUCAAGAAAAAUAAAAUACUUUGUUUGUUUACAAUUUGCAUUUGCACUUCAAAUUUUAUCGUCUAAACAUUCACCUCUGGAAAUGGAUGAUAUUAAGAAAAAAAUUUUGACAAAUUUGAUGGAUUCCCAUGGAGCCCUAGAGUUAUUCAAUAUGAUUCAUGAAUCUAGCUCGAGUUCAGAAAGCUCUGAAGAUGAAGACGACCAAGAUUCGCAAUUGAUGCAAAGAAUUGAUGAAUACAGUGAAGAAGACUUCAAGUCCCAAUUCAGAUUGAAUCGUUCAACAGUAGAUUUCAUUGUCUCAAAUUUCGCCAAAUCCCGCUACUCAACAAAUUCAACACCUCACGGUGGACGACCCAGAAUGGAAUGCAAAAAAGAAAUCUAUGUUUUCCUCUUUUAUCUGGGAAAUACCGUUACUUUCAAAGAAUUGGGUGACAUCUUUGGAAUACAAAAGUCCUCGGCCUGGUUUGCAGUUGGUCGUGUAAGUGGGUGGCUAGUUUCAAUAGGUGAUAAAUACAUCAAAUGGCCUCAACGCGAAGAAGUCAAAGAAAAUGCUAGAAAAAUUGUGUCUCUGAAGAAAAUGCCAGGUGUUUUGGGCGUUAUAAAUUGCACUCGAGUAAAAACCCAGUGCACAACCAGGGAUUUAUUUUUCCCCAAGAAACGGAAAAAGAAUGUAGACAUAUUUUUUCAAGCUGUCGUAGAUGCUGACAGAAAGUUCAUCGAUAUAGAUUUGAGUUGUGCUGACGGUAAAUCUAAAUUCCAGCACAGUAGUCGAGCUUUAAGACGAUCGACAUUGUACAGAAAUGCUCAGGAUAAUUAUAAAGGCCUCUUCCCGUACAAUACAUUUUUGAUCGGAAAUUCCUGGUGUCCAAAUUUGAAUUGGCUCAUUCCACCUUUCAGCAAUAAAAUGUCAACAACGGAAUGUCAUAUAAAAUUCAACCGAAUUCACUUGUCGACACAAAAGAUAGCUUCAGAUGCUUUAGGUAUGUUACAAAAAAGAUUUAGAAGAAUAACGAAAUUUACAGAGCAAAGAUUGGUUAAGGGAGCAAUAAGCAUUGUCGCCAGUGCAUGCAUACUCCAUAAUAUGUGCAUUAUAAUGAAUGAUAGUUUUGAAAUCGAUGAAGUAGAAUUAGAAUCAUCCAGUGAAAGUCAAUGUGCACCUGAGGAAGAAUAUCCACAGAAUCUAGAUCUAGAAAUCGACCGGAGGCAGCUCCUAUUUGAAUAUAUGAGUCUAAGAAAUAAAAUUUAAGAAAAAAAAAGAAAUUGUUUAUAUUUUAUUUAAAAGUAACCUUAUUGAAUUUAAAAUGAUGUCAUAAUCUAUUUAUCACUAAAGUGGUGUAAAAUUUAUAGAACCUUGAUGCUUAUAGA